CUCCAAAUCGAAAUUCCAAAUCGAAAUUGGAAGAAGAAUACGCAAGAAUUCCCUCCUUGAGAAAUCGGUUCUACAUUCAUUUCGCUUCUUGAGAAAUCCGUUCUACAAACCUACUUAAAUCAUCUAAUCACAAGUUAGGAAACAUGUCUGAGGAACGAGCAGUGCAUCCCGAUUGCCGGAAUGCUAAUAAUCCUUUUCACGAGUGCACUGAUUACUGCUUUAGAGUCAUCGCUGAAGCCAUAAUCAGCCUUCAGCAAAAUGAAUAUGAAGUUGCCCAAGCUAGCGGUGGAAGUGGUCGUGAGCAAGCCAUUCACGAUGAAUUGUAUCCCGGCGAGGGAAUGCAUGAUGACAGACCCAAACCUGAAGAUAAUUCUGAUAGUGACCCUGAUCAGCCGGCUGCGGAGAACAUGGAUGGCUCCUUCCCAAAACUCUCUACCAGACAGAAAAAGUGGAUGGAGUUGAGAGCCAAAAUGCAAGAAGCAAAGAAACGUAAUCAAAUUGAAAUAGCUGCUGAAAAAAAGAGGAUGGAGGCUCCAACAGAGUCUAGGGGAGUUUCUAAGCAGAAGUGGCUUGAUGAUAGGAAGAGAAAGAUUGGAAAGCUUCUCGAUGCAAAUGGAUUGGAUAUGACAAAGGCAUAUAUGCUUGACACACAAGAGGCGGCAGAAGAGAAAUACAAGAAAUGGGAGAAGGAUCCUGCUCCAUUUGGCUGGGACGUGUUUAAUCAAAAGACGUUAUACAAUGCAUACAAAAAGCGUACCAAGAACAUUGAGGUCGAUGUAGAAGAAUACAAUAGAAUGAAAGAAGCUGAUCCAGAAUUCUACCGUGAUGCUUCAAGUCUUCAGUAUGGAAAGGCACCAAAAAUCUCAGAGGAUAAGAUUGACAGGAUGGUUCAGGAGCUAAAGGAUAGGGAUGAGAAGCGCAGGGCAUUUAGCAGGAGAAGAACAUUUCGCGAAGAGAAAGAUAUUGACUCAAUCAAUGACCGUAAUGAGCAUUUUAACAAGAAGAUUGAACGUGCCUUUGGUAAAUACACAUUGGAGAUUAAAAAUAACCUCGAGCGAGGAACUGCAUUGCCCGACUGAGGCACUUGCUUUUGCAGUGAUGUGUUAUAUAUUUCUCAAUGUUCUAAUGCUGUUAAGGUUAAAUGGUGGAUUGCAUUUCUGGAGUUUUUUUGGUGGCUUGGGUUAUGAAGUUGUUUUGGUGGUUCUACUUAUGCACUUACCAACUUCUAUAUUUUGUUUAGACAAGCUUUUGUUUUUUUUUGUAUUUUUCAUGUAUUGAUUGCUGUUAUGCUUUUUGGAUUGUGCUCCAAUGUACGUAUCAGUCUAUGCCAUGUUAAAGUGAGCAAACAAGCUGUAACAUAUUGAUUGUACCAUAUUGAAAUGGAGCAGUAAUAUAUUAUGAUCAGUUUAGCCUUCUUUUGAACAAA
Cicer arietinum (chickpea) is the source of this 1426-nucleotide messenger RNA. RefSeq lists its product as uncharacterized. Gene Ontology annotation, cellular component: Prp19 complex; catalytic step 2 spliceosome; post-mRNA release spliceosomal complex. The record is from RefSeq and is a predicted model, not a curated record. NCBI's taxonomy places the organism in Eukaryota, Viridiplantae, Streptophyta, Magnoliopsida, Fabales, Fabaceae.